This is a messenger RNA of Sphaeramia orbicularis (orbiculate cardinalfish), 923 nucleotides long. RefSeq names its product peripheral myelin protein 22-like. Lineage: Eukaryota; Metazoa; Chordata; Actinopteri; Kurtiformes; Apogonidae. The transcript has 5 exons. Gene Ontology annotation, cellular component: plasma membrane. The record is from RefSeq and is a predicted model, not a curated record. Bases 139 to 606 code for a protein of 155 amino acids.
AGUAGCUCCACACACACAGUCCACACACGCAGAAGCUCUGGGAUACUUUUCCCUAACUCUUCACUUCUCCUCAGCACUCCUUCUUUUUUUCCUCCGCGGACACACUUCUCCUGCUUUGACUCUGUUAUCUACUUGAAAAUGCUGCUCAUCCUGCUUGGAGUGCUUAUCUUGCACCUUCUCAUCCUCAUUCUGCUCAUAGUGUCAACAGCAGUCAGUGCGUGGUCUGUAACUGGAGGCUCCACCACAGAUCUGUGGUACAGCUGUCUGACAAAUAAUGGAGGAUACCACUGCAGACCAGCCAGCAACGAAGACUGGAUCCAGGCGGUCCAGGCCCUCAUGAUCCUGGCCGUGCUCUUCUGCUUCUUCUCCCUCGUGGCGUUCCUGUAUCAGCUCUUCAAACUGGUCAAGGGUGGACGCUUCUUUUUCACCGCCAUCUUCCAGAUCUUGGCGAGUCUGUUCGUGAUGUGCGCGGCCAUCAUCUACACUGUGAUGAGUCCAGACGAUGCCGAUAAAGCCUUCGGUUAUGCCUACGUGCUGGCCUGGGUGGCGUUCCCGCUCUCUCUCAUCAGCGGCCUCAUUUAUAUCGUCCUGAGGAAGAAAGAAUGAAAGUGGAAGCGAAGGGGGAAAAGAGGAGGGGCCAUUUGAAGACCCCGUACAACAACAUCGCACUGUGCCUACUGCCCACAGACCAGAGACUGACACCAACGAAAGCAACUCAAGUGGAUAGGUCGCCAACACUUUUUAACACAAACAGGAAACGCUUAUCAAUGAUGGGAUUUUAGCCCCGCCCCCCGAAGCAGGAGGCAAGGGCUGUUGUUUUUGGUUCAGUUUUAACACUUUCGCAGCAAAACGAUUGGUUCAAUUCAUACCAAAUUGGGUUUAUAGAUCACCAGUGACCCAGAAUAGAUGUCAUUACAUUUUGG